This is a messenger RNA of Conger conger (European conger), 4166 nucleotides long. RefSeq names its product mannosidase, beta A, lysosomal (gene manba). The coding region runs from base 133 to 2826 and encodes 897 amino acids. Gene Ontology annotation, molecular function: beta-mannosidase activity. The record is from RefSeq and is a predicted model, not a curated record. Lineage: Eukaryota; Metazoa; Chordata; Actinopteri; Anguilliformes; Congridae. Gene Ontology annotation, biological process: carbohydrate metabolic process; glycoprotein catabolic process. The transcript has 17 exons.
GCCUCUACCAAAAGCAGGAAGUUGGUCGAAGCAGAAAUGUCAGAGCAAGAUUAGUAGCCGUUAAACAGUAAACGAUGUGAAAAUACUUUUUGUAGAGCUUGAAUUCUUUGUUUCUAAUCGAGCAGUUUGAAAAUGAAUGCGCUCCGAGAAGUUCUAGCAGCCAUUAUGUGCAUUUUUAGUUUAACGAUUCUGGAAGGACGCUGUGAAUCAUCUGGACCAGAGUCACGCAAUCGUGGCUUUGAAACGUAUAGUUUAAAUGGUAAAUGGACAGUAUCCAACUCGAACGGUUCAUUGUCGUUCGGUGCAGACGUGCCUGGUUGUGUGCAUACAGGACUAUUGAAACAGGGACUAAUACAGGACCCCUAUUACAGGUUCAAUGACUUGGCCUACCGGUGGAUUUCUCUUGACAAUUGGACAUACACAAGCACAUUCUCAGUGCCGACUGAGAUGAGGAGCAAGCAGAAGGUGGUUUUGGUCUUUGAGGGCGUGGACACAGUUUCCUCCAUCACCCUCAACGGAGCGACCGUGGGCACGACGGACAACAUGUUCCUCCGAUAUGGCUUUGAGGUUCGAGGUCUGCUCAGGGAGCGGGGGAACGUCCUCACCGUCGGCCUCUCAUCAGCCGUGGCGUACGCCGCGAAGCGUAGCCAGGCUCACUCCGCCUACCCGGUCCCUCCCGACUGCCCCCCGCCUGUGCAGAAGGGAGAGUGUCACAUCAACUUCAUCAGGAAGGCGCAGAGUUCUUUCAGCUGGGACUGGGGGCCGUCCUUCCCCACCCUGGGGCUGUGGGGGGGCGUGCAUCUGGAGGCUUACGACUCGCUGCGGCUGCUGUAUCUCACCACGACACCGGCUCGUGAUGGCCCCUCCCAGUGGAGUGUGGGGGUGGAGCUGCACUGUGAUGCGGUGGUGGCGGCAGUGGGAUACGUGACGCUCCUCCUUCCUGAACUUGCUACGCAGCAAACUUACCGGGUCUUCCUGCCAGCAGGAGAGAGCAGGAGCACGUUCAUCCUUCCUGUCAACAAGAGCGCUGAAGUGGCCCUGUGGUGGCCCAGGGGUCACGGCUCUCAGCGCCAGUACAACAUGAGUGUGCAGGUGGAGCUGGACGGAGGCUUCGCCAUCGACACCAAAACCCUGGUGUCUUUCCGCACAGCGGAGCUGGUUCAGGAGCCCGUUGCAGAGUCCCCCGGAUUAAGUUUAUACUUUAGGAUCAACGGGAUUCCCAUCUUCCUCAAAGGUUCCAACUGGAUCCCAGCCCAUGCCUUCCAGGAUCAGGUCACGCCCAGCGUGCUGCGGAACCUUCUGCAGUCAGCUGUGGAUGCCAACAUGAACACGCUGAGAGUCUGGGGGGGAGGAGUCUACGAGCAAGAACAUUUCUACCGUCUCUGCGAUGAACUGGGUGUCAUGAUUUGGCAGGACUUCAUGUUCGCUUGCGCCCUGUACCCUACUGACUCCGAGUUCAUAGAGACAGUGAGAAAGGAGGUGACUCACCAGGUGAAGAGGCUGAAAUCCCACCCCUCCAUCAUCGUGUGGAGCGCAAACAACGAGAAUGAGGCCGCCAUCGCCACAAACUGGUUCGGCAUCCCCACCUCCCAGCGCGACCGCUACCUGAAGGACUACGUCACGCUCUACGUCACCAACAUCAGGGAGAUCGUUCAGAAGGAGGACGCGAGUCGCCCAUUCCUCACCUCCAGCCCCACCAACGGGGCCGAGUCGGAGCAGGAGGGCUGGGUGGCCCGGAACCCCUACGACACCCACUUUGGGGACACGCACUUCUACAGCUACCUGCAGGACUGCUGGGACUGGAGGGCCUUCCCCCGUACCCGCCUCGCCUCGGAGUACGGCUUCCAGUCCUGGCCCUCCUUCUCCACCCUGCAGAAGAUCUCUGCUCCUGAAGACUGGAGCUACCAGAGCAACUUCUCCCGGCACCGGCAGCACCACGACACCGGCAACCAGCAGAUGCUGCAGCAGGCCAAGCUGCAUUUCCACCUGCCGGACUCUCCUGACCCUCUCCUCACCUACAGAGACACGCUCUACCUCACGCAGGUGAUGCAGGCGCAGUGCGUGAAGGCUCAGACAGAGUUCUACCGUAGGAGCCGGAGUGAAAUCAUAAACGGACAAGGCAAGACCAUGGGCGCCCUCUACUGGCAACUUAAUGACAUCUGGCAAGGCCCAUCCUGGUCCUCUAUUGAGUUUGGGGGCAAGUGGAAGAUGCUGCAUUACUUUGCCCAGGACUUCUUUGCCCCUGUGCUGCCAGUGGGGUUCCAGGACCAGGGGCUUUUACUGAUCUACGCUGUAUCCGACCUGACCUCUGACCUCACUCUCAAAGUUGUGAUUACAGUGUACCAGUGGAGCAGCUUGGAGCCGGUGUGCACUCUAGCCUCCAGGGCGGCGCUGGUGAGUGGAGGGAGUGCCCUGCCUCUGUAUAAGCAGCCCAUGACUGCCCUGCUGGCGGGAUGCAGGAACUGCAGCACGCUGACCUGCAUCCUGACCUUUCACCUGGAGGACUCCGAAGGCCAGCGCGGCCCCACAAACCACCUCUUCCUCAGCUCUCCCAGAGAGGCACAAGGCCUGCAGACACCUAAUAUCACAACUAGCAUCCGUCAGGACGGGGACACAUACUCAGUCACUCUCCACACCUCUGCAGUCACCCCGUUCCUGUGGCUGGACGUUGGGGACAUCCCAGGACGAUUUGAGUCUAAUGGCUUCCUCAUGGUAACAGAGAGCCGGACGGUGCGCUUCUACCCCUGGGGCCCCACCAGCGCCGCCCUGCUGUCCCACGCCCUACAGGUCACCUCACUCAGGGGGGUGUACCAACCACAGCAGUGACCGCAACCUUAUGGACACCCAACCUCAGGGGAAAUUUUGUUUUCUUAUAAUUAUGAUUGUUAUUUGAAGUAAAUGCCCAGUGUAUUAAUGGACCUGGUAUAAAAUAGGGGCAACAUGGCUCAGGCAGUAAGAGCAGUCGUCUGGCAGUUGGAGGGUUGCCGGUUCGAUCCCCCGCCCGGGCUGUGUCGAAGUGUCCCUGAGCAAGACACCAUUGGCUGUGUCAGGCUGUGCCUGAGCAAGACACCUAACCCCUAAAUGCUCCUGACGAGCUGGUCGGUGCCUUGCAUGGCUGCCAAUCGUCGUUGGUGUGUGAAUGGGUGAAUGAGAAGCAUCCAAUUGUACAGCGCUUUGGAUAAAGGCGCUAUAUAAAUGCCAACCAUUUACCAUUUACCAUUUACCACAAAAGGUGGGCUACUGGGUGGCUUGUCCUUUGUGUGGAUGGGCCCGCUAUCUGUUAUGGGAUCUGGACUGUGCCAGAGCCGGCUGUGGCUGUGGCUAUGGCACAUUGGCACACCUGGCCUUAACUUUGCCCGGAUACGGGAGGGCUCUCGUGCAACAGCACCCCACCUGCAGUCUUCCUGCAUAUUGAAAGGGUCUUUCUCAGGCUGUGUGACCUGCUGGACUGCAGUGGGGAAAGCAGCCAUUUCACAGCACACGUUACAGAGGACAGCGGGAGCUGCUCUGACUUUCCUGGACUGAGAUAAAAACCAUGGAAAACUGGAUGGAUACAACCUGUUGAAAAUUCCAGCUAAGACCAGCGAGGAUUUGAAGCUGCUUUAACCUGUGUUUUCAGCACUUCUAGGUGGUCGUUGGCUAGUCAAAGCUGGUCUCUAGCCGGACAAAGCUGGUUAAGAUGGUAACGUUAGAGUCAUUUGGUGGUGUAACUGGUGGACUUGCUGACUAUUUAGGCUUGUCUGCAGGUGAACAGCUGGUUGACCAGCUAAUAGUGUCAAAACACAGCUUAAACCAGCUUGACCAGCUUAGGCCGUUUACACUGGCAUUUUCAGCAGGGCCUGCGGUACAUUAACAAGAGUCUAUUAAACAAUACGUGCAUAUAAUGCAUCAACAUAUUGAUGUGAAAUGUUGCUUGUGCUAGACUUUGCAGUUUGGUCUCUGCACCUUGAAGUGGUUUGGUGUCAGUUGGAUGAUUCACACAUGCUGCUAGUAGCAACAGUGAAUGUGUGGGGGAGAUAUUUCAAAAGGUGCCGUUGAUUUAUAACCGAAAGUAAUAUUAAUUUAUAUUGCUUAAGAGCACAAAUGUCCAAAAGCACUUUAUACUUUUCCGAAUUUUAUUAUAAAAGUAUUACAAUCAGCCAAUUAAAAAGCAAACCUUGAACACA